Molecule: messenger RNA, 1514 nt
Organism: Myodes glareolus (Bank vole)
Lineage: Eukaryota; Metazoa; Chordata; Mammalia; Rodentia; Cricetidae
Product: histone H2A type 1-H-like
Cellular component (GO): nucleosome
Molecular function (GO): structural constituent of chromatin; DNA binding; protein heterodimerization activity
Source: RefSeq, a predicted model, not a curated record
CCUUUAGUUCACAAUGUCUGGACGUGGCAAACAGGGCGGGAAGGCUCGCGCCAAGGCCAAGACCCGCUCCUCCCGGGCCGGCCUACAGUUCCCCGUGGGCCGCGUGCACCGUCUCCUCCGCAAGGGCAACUACGCGGAGCGGGUGGGCGCCGGCGCCCCGGUGUACCUGGCGGCCGUGCUGGAGUACCUGACGGCCGAGAUCCUGGAACUGGCUGGCAACGCGGCCCGCGACAACAAGAAGACGCGCAUCAUCCCGCGCCACCUGCAGCUGGCCAUCCGCAACGACGAGGAGCUCAACAAGCUGCUGGGCCGCGUGACCAUCGCGCAGGGCGGCGUCCUGCCCAACAUCCAGGCGGUGCUACUGCCCAAGAAGACCGAGAGCAGCCACCACAAGGCCAAGUAAACGGUAUCAUUUUCGGAAAGCUCUUAGAAACAAAGGCUCUUUUCAGAGCCCCAUUCUGUAUUCAAAAGAAGAGUGACACUUGGAUCUGUGCUUAUUCCAUUAAGUCUUACUUUAAUUUUGUUCUGUUGAGUUACUAAAGUUAUCUGGAACCCAACGGAGAACUUGGCUCUACCUCAGUUUUGUUCAAGUUCAGAUUAUAGGCCUACAUGACAAAUGCCUUGUUAAAAUUAGUUAUUUUGGGUCAUAAACUAUUCCAAAUGGAACACUGAUUAGGUUUCCGUGUGGUUCCAGUGUAGAGUUCCUGGAAGGUGGAACUCUGUAGAAGGUGGCCGCAGCACUUUGUGUUUUAUUGCUUUGUGCCUGGAGCAUCACAUCUAAGGAACAAGUUUUCUGCAGUCUCCAGUUUUGUAUGAAUAAAGUUCAGUUAGUGACCUAGUCCAGAGCCAGGAAGUCUUCGUUGCACUUAAUAGUUGAGUUCAAUCCCAUGAGCCCACAUGGAAGGAGAGAGAAUCAAGCCCCAUAAGUUUGCCUUCUGGCUUUCACAUGUGCACGCCCCACCCAGUUGUAACUAAGAAUAGAUACAUAUUUUUAAAGAAACUAAGCAGUAUUAGCUUAGCUGUUUUUGACUUAAUCUUUGAUACCUCUGUCUCUGUUUAUGACUCAGCUUGGAAAUAAAAUGGAGAUGGAGUUACAGGUAGGGAGAGGUUGACCAUCUAUUAACAUGUCCAUUGAGAACACAACUUAAAUUUUCUAUAGUGAUCAGUAUUCAUAUACAUGAUUCUGCUACUGUAACACCGAAAUUAAAUUUCACAAGCCAGGUACAGGUAUGGGUGGUCCGUACCUGUAAAUAACAUUGUUGCUGUUUGAGGCAUUGGGACAGCUGAGUUGGAAGAAGCCAAGUACCGAGGAAGUAGGAUUGCUAUAUGUGGUGGGUCUAUAAAUUAAUAAAAGUUUAGAAAAUAAAAUGUUUCUAGCUUUAUUUUCCUGUUAUGAAUAUUUGCAGUUAACCACUGUACUUUGCUGUCUUAGAAUAUUGGCUCAUCUCAUAAACUGUUAGGAACAUUGCUUUGCCGGGGUGUCCCACAUCUCUAAACCCAGUGUUCAGGAGGCA